GCUCAGUGUGUGAUCUACAUCGAGACCAUUGGAAGCAGAUUGAGGAGGGAUUCUUUUUUGUUGCUUGCUUUUGCUCCGAAAUUUGGAUAUCAGGUCAAAUGGCGGAGGAAAACAAUGUUUUUAAGAGUUACCUGACUUGCCAAGUUUGUUGUGAGACUUUCAAGGAACCUGUGUCUCUGGGCUGUUAUCACAACUUCUGUCGCGGCUGUCUUCAAAGCUUCUGGGAGCAAGCUAAAAACAAAAACUGUCCUACUUGUAUGAGAAAAUCCUCAAAGGAUUUUCUCCAUACUAAUUUUGGACUACAGGAAUUAGUAGACAACUAUGCUGGAAGACAGAGAGCUGAUCCACCCGAGUCUAGGGCAGUGUGUAAAACUCACACACAGGAUCUUAAAUGGUGUGAGGAGGAGCAGAGAGUUGUGUGUCUGGUCUGUGACCAGCAGGUCCAUGGUCUCACACUGGUUCCUCUAGAAGAUGAGGUGCGCAAUGUCAAGGUGCAGCUGAAAGGUCAAUUAAAGUCUCUGAAGAGGAGAAAGAAUACACACAAAGAGAUUUAUGACACAUAUGGUGACAUGACCCAACACUGCAAGAAACAACUGGUGGAGACAGAGAGACAGAUCAAGGAAGAGUUUGAACAGCUUCACGAGUUUCUACAUGAAGAGGAGAAGGAAAGAAUGGCAGACCUGAGGGAGGAAGGGAAACAGAAAAUUCAGACAAUCAUCCUGGAGCAGGAGAACAUUAAAGAACAGUUGUCCUCUCUCUCAGAGGUAAUCUCCGCUGUGGAACAGGACCUGCCGCCGAAAGACAACGCAGCGUUUCUCACCAUCCCCAGGGACCUCUGGUUGGGGUCUGGUCCACAGGUGCUUUCUGGAGGGCUGAUAGACGUGGCCAAGCACCUGGGAAACCUGUCCUUCAGAGUGUGGGAGAAGAUGAGGGGGAAAAUCCAGUUCACACCGGUUAUCCUCGAUCCAAACACGGCAUCAAACCGUAUUGUUAUCUCAGAGGAUCUGACCAGUGCGAGACAUAAGCCCAGACUACGGCAGAAUCACCCUGACAACCCAGAAAGGUUCAUGGAGUAUUCUAAUGUUGUAGGUUCUGUUGGCUUCACCUCAGGGAAACACAGCUGGGAGGUGGAGGUGGGAGACCAUCCCCACUGGCUGAUAGGGGUCGCUAAAGAGACCGUGGACAGGAAAGGCGAGGUUUGGGCCUCACCAGAAAAUGGAUUCUGGUGUUUAAUCCGUCACAAUGGAGGGUACGGUAAUGGUUCACGUGAAAAAUUGUAUUUGAAGAGGAAUCCAGAGAGGAUCAGAGUCCUGCUGGACUAUGGGGGAGGGGAGGUGUCCUUCUACGACCCUGAAGGCAAUGUUUCCCUCUACUCUUAUAGAUGCGCAUUUUCUGAGAAGAUCUUCCCAUUCUUUAGUGUUUGGGCAGCAGGUGAAGCUCAAACCAGAGAUGUGAAGGUGUGUGGUGUUAAAAGUGAUGGGAAUGUUGUAAGAGAAGAACUGAACACGGUUUAGCUCUGAGAUAUUGUAGAGUCGUUCACAGCACAAAAUGAUUAAUGUUUAAUGAGGACAGUCAAUAUACUGUAAUAUAACAGCCUUAUCUGUAUCUUUAAGAAGGAAGGGAUAGUCAAAGUCUACAUGUUACAUUAUCCAAUCUGCAGUAUAACAUGGUCCCUCUGCACAAUAAAAUACUUGACAGGGCAAGGCUCAGCUACAUAGUACCAACAAAAUAGACAUAAUAAAAAAGCUAAAAGGUGCAGGUUAAAUGAGAGGAGACAAUAUAGUGAGCGGGGUGACGGUAUUCAAAGGGAAGCGUCAGCUCGUUGUUCACCAGUUUGACGGCCUUGGGUUGGCCAGAUAGGAUAUGGGGGGGCCAGGGUAAUUUAGGGUUAAUGUCUAAAUACUGACUGCCAAGCUGUCGUCUGUUUCAAUCUGUAUAAACCAUUGAUUAUUGUAAACAGAAUGCUACUUGAUAUGUUGACAAAAAAAAAGUUGUAAUAUCGAAUCAAAUGUAAAAUAAAAGAAUUAUAACAAUAGAAAACAUUUAAACUGUUUAACAUAUAAUCUGUAUUGCAUGAUGUAUAAUGUAGUAUGCUUAGUGCUGGGAAGAUACCUGUAUGUACAUAUUCCUGUAUGCUGAAUAUAAUUCUAGAAAUUAUUGUUAAAGAUUUGUCCGCCUAAAAGGCGAACAAUUAAGGGUUAUACAAGUAUGUACAUAUUCCUGUAUGCUGAAUAUAAUUCUAGAAAUUAUUGUUAAAGAUUUGUCUGCCUAAAAGGCGAACAAUAAAGGGUUAUACAAAUGAUGGUGACUGUUUAUGAAUUGUUUGCCCUGCUAGAAUAUUACUGCAGUUUAAACAUUAAAGUUGAAUACAUUUUA
Gadus morhua (Atlantic cod) is the source of this 2376-nucleotide messenger RNA. Its product is annotated as zinc-binding protein A33-like. The coding region runs from base 99 to 1514 and encodes 471 amino acids. The record is from RefSeq and is a predicted model, not a curated record. Lineage: Eukaryota; Metazoa; Chordata; Actinopteri; Gadiformes; Gadidae. Gene Ontology annotation, molecular function: metal ion binding; protein binding. The transcript has a single exon.